ACUGGUUUCUUUCGUCAAUAAAUCUUACGAUAUUUUAUCUAUUUUAUCAAAAGAAUACGUUUCGUUAUUCUAAUUCGUGUCGUUGCACCCUGCUCAAACUGUAAUUGGGAUCUGUAAAUAGACAACAGAGAUUGCAUAUUAUAAAGGCACGAGAGGUACUAGUUAAAAUUACAAUAGCCUAUGACGAUUAUACGACGUGUCUCUAGAAAGACCACCACCAAUUACAUUGUAAGAAAGAGGGUAACGGCGACGCAGUGGGUCGCGAUACGACACGGCGAGACACGACGCGACACGACGCAAUGCGUCCUAGUAUCGCACACGUUAUGCGCUGUCGCAGUCGGAAUAGGCCAAAUCAAACCGAAAGAGAAAGAAAAGAACAAGUAUGAACAUUGCUACUAUAUCGUGUACAUACAUAGUAUCUAAUUAGUACUAAGUACGAUUCGAAUAAUUGUUUGAAACGCUAUCGUUGAACGAAUAUAUUUAUAAACUCUGUAGAUAUGUAUAGUUAAAAGAAAAAUAGGAGAAAGGCAAAAAAAGAAGAAUAAAAAGGGAAAAAAGGAAAAAUAGAAGAAAAAACAGAAAAAGACAGUUUACCGAGAUUGCACGAGUCGCGCGUAACGAAUUCGCGGCUACGAGUCAUUCGUCCAGUCUAGAUUCCGAAUCGAUUCCUCCGUACGUCUAACACGUUCGUGUCGCUAACGGUGUUCAGCUGUCGAAUUAUGGGCUCGAUCGUCCUAAAGUCUCUCUCAGUUCUUCUUGGGAUAUUCUUCGUUUUCGUCGGUACUAUGAAGCUGACUUCUCAUAUUAGUAAGGAUCUUCACAAGGACUUGAGAAAAGAAUAUGUGAAAUACGCAAAGGUAUUUCCACUGUCCGGUACAUUGGACUUUAAAGUACCAAGUAAAUGGUACAGAAGAGUUGUCGGAUCGCUCGAAAUUAUUUGCGGACUCGCAAUGGCUAUAGUUCCAAGUCACAAAAUAAAAAAUGCAUCGAACGCGAUAUUACUGUUAUUGAUGUUAAUGGCUGUGUACUCUCACUACAUGGUGAAUGACAAGUUUGAAAGGAUUGCACCAGCGCUGGUAUUUUUUUUCAUGCUAACAGGCCGACUAGUAAUAGAUUGGCAACUUAGACGAGAAGAUAAGCAACCGGUAACGGCGAAUGGUGUAGAUGAUAAAAGUAAAAAACAAGAUUGAAUUCGAGAUUCUUAUACGUAUUCGCACGAUUAAGACUUUGGUUAUCAUGUCAGUUAUCGCCUACGUACCACGUAAUAAUCACGAUGAAAUAAUUUUCCAUACACGCAGCAAAGAAGUAUUUCGUUCGAUCUUUAAUUCCUUAUGCUCCACGAUAUUAAUUUUGUGUGUAUGGUUUCUUACGUCUCAUAUCAAAUGCUCUCUUUCAAAGUUAUGCUUCAAUCCUAUUACGUUUCAUCACGAACUACUUUUUCGUGCUGACAGCACUCGAAUUUGUUCAAAGCGUUCUAAAUCUCGAGUACCUCGAGAACUAUGAAUUUCUAUCAUUAUUAGUCAACAUUAUAAGAAUUUAAUCAACGGCAAAGAAUCAUGAAAUACUAGCUCAAGCACAAGGUAUUAACUGCCAAUUGAAUCAAUGUGUUCUCCUUGAUAUCGUAUUAAGAUGUAAAUGCCCUUAGACGAUAACUAAAAGAAUAUCGUUGCAGUGUAAUGCACAUGCGUGCUUUCUUCGCAUCAAAACUUUUACUUUUUUUUUUU
This is a messenger RNA of Bombus pascuorum, 1724 nucleotides long. Its product is annotated as novel acetylcholine receptor chaperone. The transcript is spliced from 4 exons. The record is from RefSeq and is a predicted model, not a curated record. Gene Ontology annotation, cellular component: endoplasmic reticulum. Gene Ontology annotation, biological process: positive regulation of protein localization to cell surface; chaperone-mediated protein complex assembly. NCBI's taxonomy places the organism in Eukaryota, Metazoa, Arthropoda, Insecta, Hymenoptera, Apidae. Bases 720 to 1190 code for a protein of 156 amino acids.